This is a messenger RNA of Pistacia vera, 363 nucleotides long. RefSeq names its product protein NIM1-INTERACTING 2-like. Lineage: Eukaryota; Viridiplantae; Streptophyta; Magnoliopsida; Sapindales; Anacardiaceae. Bases 1 to 363 code for a protein of 120 amino acids. Gene Ontology annotation, biological process: regulation of systemic acquired resistance. The record is from RefSeq and is a predicted model, not a curated record. The transcript has a single exon.
AUGAACGUAGAAAAAAGGAAACGGGGCGAUAACGGAGAACAGGACGGGAAGUCGAACAGAACAAAGGGAAACGAUGUUAACGGAGGGCUGACGGUGAAAGAUGAUGAGGUAGACGAGUUUUUCGCGAUACUCAAGAGAAUACAAGUGGCGGUUAAGUAUUUCGAAAAGAGUAACGGCGGGAGGCGUAAGUUGACAGAGAAAGGAUGGCGACCACGCUUCGAAGCCGAAGAUUUCGACGGAGAUAACGGUGUUAAUAACAAUGAUAAUGAUGAGAAUAAUGGAGGCAAAACAGAGGAAGCUGCAGAAGAAAGUUCGGGUUUCGAUCUGAACUCGGAUCCUGCAUCUACAAUCGACAAACACUAA